Macadamia integrifolia is the source of this 727-nucleotide messenger RNA. RefSeq lists its product as uncharacterized. The transcript has 5 exons. Bases 32 to 715 code for a protein of 227 amino acids. Lineage: Eukaryota; Viridiplantae; Streptophyta; Magnoliopsida; Proteales; Proteaceae. The record is from RefSeq and is a predicted model, not a curated record.
CCUUCACUAUCACCUAAUUUCACAACAAAGGAUGGGUCAUGCUAUUACCAAAUUAGCUACUGGAAGAGAAGAGGAAUAUAAGGCACAGGAAAUUGCUCCAAUAAUAGACCAAUUCUAUGACAGCUUGUUUGCAGCAGACACCACCAAUAUUCACAAUUUGGCGGAUUUCUACCAUGCAAUUUGUCAAACCAUCGAAGAAAUCAACACAAAACUUGGUGACACACAAUUUCGCAUACCAAGCACCAAGACACUUCAAAAAGUAUUCAAGGAACAAUUUCAAAGCAAAGACAGCGGGGUCAGGCACUUUUUUUUCUGGCCAAACAAAAUGCAUUUGCGUGAGGAAGAACAUAAAGGCAAAGAAAGCUGUGUGCACUUGACGAAGGAUGAGUUCAUAAAGAUCCUCCUACAUGUGAUUUUUGAAACAGGAAUUACAGGAACAGGAGCAAAGGAAGUGUUGUUACUUUUGUUUGGUUUCCUCAGCAUCUUUCAAGAACAGCAUCAUAGUGAACGCGAUGAAAAACCCUUAACUAAGGAAGGAUUCAGAAAGAUCUCCCAGAGAGGAGCAAUGGAUAUACUUUUCUUCAUUUUUGGUGUUCCAAUAACAACACUAUUUGUCAAGCAACGUUUGAUCCCAACAGCUAUCCCUAAUGAAUUGUUCAUUCCUGGUGUAACUUCUGCCACUGUCUUCUUUCUUGCAAUACUGAAGAAGAUUUAAGGAUUCUCCUCA